GCCCGAGCCCGAGCGCUAGCGGCAUCCGAGCGGGAUCCGGAGCGGGAGCGGGAGCGGAGCCAGAGGGGGAACCCGAGCUGGAGCCGAAGCUGGAGCCGGCAGUGCGGCGCACGGAGCGGAGCGAGGCAGCCAAGCCGAGUGAGCGGAGGGUCCUUCCCUGCGAGGAGUCGGAGCUGUGCACGUGGGCAGGCUGGCUCCGCUGUUCUGCUCCAAGGAUUACAUGUCCUUCAAACGCCCCUGCCCCUUAGCUCGAUACAACCGCACCAGCUACUUCUACCCCACGUUCUCAGAGAGCUCAGAGCACAGCCAUCUGCUCGUGUCUCCCGUGCUGGUGGCAAGUGCAGUCAUAGGUGUGGUCAUCAUCCUCUCCUGCAUCACCAUCAUCGUGGGCAGCAUCCGCAGGGACAGGCAAGCCCGGCUCCAGCGGCACCGCCACCACCAUCGCCGCCACCACCACCACCACCAUCGCCGCCGCCGCCGCCGCCAUCGAGAGUACGAGCAGGGCUAUGUGUCUGAAGGGCACACAUACAGCCGCUCGAGCCGCAGGAUGCGCUACGCCUGCAGCCCUGCUGAUGACUGGCCUCCACCCUUGGACCUCAGCUCUGAUGGGGACGUGGAUGCCAUGGUGCUCCGAGAGCUGUACCCGGAUUCUCCACCAGGUUACGAUGAGUGUGUGGGGCCGGGGGCCACUCAGCUGUACGUCCCCACGGAUGCCCCGCCCCCCUACUCACUGACCGACUCCUGCCCCACGCUGGACGGCACCCUGGACGCGGGCGGCGGCCACAGCCCCGGGCGACACCAGCAGGCGCAGAGGCCACAGGGCCAGAAUGGCCUCCGCACGGUCUCCAUGGACACACUGCCCCCUUACGAGGCCGUGUGUGGGGCCAGCCCCCCAGCGAGCCUGCUGCUGCUGCCGGGACCAGAACCAGGGCCAAGGAGCUCCCAGGGCUCCCCGGCCCCAACCCAGGCCCCAGCCUCCGGCCCAGAGAGGGUUAUGUGAGUGACCCAGGCCAGGUCCUGCUGGUCCCUCAGGGCUGAGCCACAUCUUUUCAGGCACACAGGAAGGCACACGUGCACACACACACACAGAUAUGCACACAUGGCAGCCCCACAUGCACACAUAUACACACAACUUGGACACACGCACACACUGACACACCCAUGCGAACACUCACAUCUGGACAUGCCCCAUACAUGUGCAGACAUGUGCACACACACAGGACCCUCACGUUUACACACCCGCAUCUGCGAAGGUUUCAUUAAAAAUGAAGCCUCCAACCUCCAGUCUCCUCCCCAGCCUGUCAGCGAUGCCUCUGUAGACAAUGCUGGGAGCAGAGGCAGAGAAGGGACCAGGGCUUGCUCUGCCCUCCCCCAAGGCCUGUUUUCCCCUGCCCUCCCCUGGCAGGCUGUGUCCAAAUUCUGAUUCUGCCUCCAGAAGCUGCUCGACCACCCCAGGUCAGCCGCCUGCCCUGCCCCCACCCAGGGCAGCGGGUCCUCCUGGUUGGUGGGACAGGCCUCAGUAAGGUUCCGCUCUAUGCCGUACCUAUCUCUCAAUUCUAGGGCAGAAGAGCCACAACAUCACCACCCUGCCAUUUACAGGGUGAGGGACAUGGGUCUGGGGGCUCAGGCACAACCUGGAGGCCCUCACAGCCCGCCUUGCCCGCUUCCUGUCCCAGUGCCCUCAGUCUGGUGGUGCUAGCGGAGCUCUCUCAUCACCUGAGCUGCCGUGAAGGACAGCACUCUUGGUGGUGGGUUACACCUGUGCCUGUGUCAGUCCACCCACUGCCCGGGACUGAGGGUCUUCAAAGAAGAUGGACAGCUGCCUGGGUAUGGCUGUGAGGCUGAGGAGCGACCCCUCACUAAGUACGUGCCCAGACAACCAUUAUGGCCUAAGCUUGAAUGGGCUGGAGCCAGCCCCCAGUACUGUCCUCCUGCGUGGUGGCUCGUAGUUGGGAAUCGUAAGCCAGCAUGUUCUGGCCCUGCCCUCUAUGGUGUUUGCAGGGAUGAGAUAAAGUGGAUGUGGGCCCCACUGUGCCACUACGAGAGGAAAAGUGGCUACAUCUCGGCCUCGCUGCCAGGGGUACCGCAGAAGGGGAUAUGUGGGCCUGGUUGUAGAGAGGCUCAUAUUCUUGGCCACUGAAUCCUAGCAAUUUCCAUCAGAGACCAUGCAGGUAACAGAGCUGAUUCCUGAAGACCCAGUGGGCCAGAGGGUGGCAGCCAUGCGUCUGUGAAGAAAGUCUCCGACAGCAUCACCAGCGUCAGAGUCCUCAAAUCCCGCCUGCCUCCCUCCCUACCCGCUCCUUAAACAGCAGCAACCCCCAACCAGUCUUUCCCCAACAUUUCAAUUCCUCUAACAAAGGGCUAAGACAAUUUAGUAAUUCCUUUCUUAAGAAGAGGGGUGGCAAGGAAGGCAAUCGUGAGUUUUAUUUUCUGUAGAAAUAGAAUUUCUUCUGGUACAGAACUGAAAGGAGUCCACCCAGAGGUUCUGUAGCAUCCUGGAGCCCCUGACUCCAUGCAGGGGAGGGACCUUGUUUACAAGCAGUUCUGUCCACCUUUGUGGUAUACUGUUUUCUAGGCAAAAAAAAAAAAAAAAAAAAAGUCUGUCUGUUGUACUGUAUAGCCUUUAAAAAGCACUCCAGGGAUGAGAUUCUUUUAAGAAACACAUCCAGCUUCUGCAGUCCUAAAGAGUACCGAGGGGAAAAAAGAUAAAAAUCCCCUUGUGCUCAUCAGUCUUUGAAGGACAGAGCUGAACAGCUUUUCUUGUUCCUGGAUUAAGCGCUAAAUAAGCAACGAUGUAUCUUUUCUGUGUUCAAAAUAAAUAUAUCAAUAAAAAAUGUUGCAAGAAGUAACAUGAUCAAGGAGCGCAAGGUGGGGUUGGCGCCAUCUGAAACUUGCAAGGAAAAGAAGCAGUAAAUGGCAGCAAACUGAAAA
Messenger RNA from Camelus dromedarius (Arabian camel), 2931 nucleotides. It is a transcript of the gene BEAN1, whose product is annotated as brain expressed associated with NEDD4 1. The record is from RefSeq and is a predicted model, not a curated record. The transcript is spliced from 5 exons. Lineage: Eukaryota; Metazoa; Chordata; Mammalia; Artiodactyla; Camelidae. The coding region runs from base 221 to 1000 and encodes 259 amino acids.